UUGUCCUACCUAUCCGUCGGAGGAAUAUGCUGAUGCUGGACCGAGCGAUGCAAACGGCUGGAGAGAGAGAUGAACCAAACGAUUCGGGAUUGGAUCGAGCGCGACCCGUCCCAUCCCGUCCCGUAGUUCCCCCACCCACCUCCCUCCGCCGGCCGGUAGGCGACGCGCCCCGGAGCUGCUAGCCCCCUCCAAGCUUCCCGGCCCGUCUCCCCUUACCAGCGCGACGAGGGUCCCGGCGGCGACCGGGGUCCGGCAGCCCUAGGGAAUGAACUUGGGACAACAUGCCGAUGACAUGCCGGGUAAUAAUGGUAGUGGCAAGCAGGCUGUUUGGACAACUGCCAUGUCGUCCUUUGUGCUUAAGUUCAUGGCUAACCUAGUGACUAGUGGAACUAGAGCCUCCAACAGUUUCAGGCAAGUUCACCAUAAAAGCUGUGCAAAGGCUUUGAACGAGCGUUUCAAGCUUCAAGUAACUGCUGCUCAGAUUUCUAACCACCUUCGGAAGUGGAAAAGAAUAUGGGGAAGGGUUAACAAGCUCAAGAACUUAAGUGGUGCUCUUUGGGAUGAGCAUACAUGCACCAUUGUGCUUGAUCAGGAGCAUUAUGCCAGUCACGUUAAGGACCACCAUAGUGAUGCAGACUUGUUGAACACUCCGAUUGAGCACUAUCAUCAGAUGGCUACAAUCUGUGGCAACGGUAUGGUUUCAGGUGUAUAUGCUAGCAGGAGUAGCAAUGAGCUUCUUUCCACAGACGUGGCUGAUGAUGAAUUUGAAAAUGAAGAUACCAAUGGGGAGAGUGACCCUCUUACUACAAAUGUGACUGAGAAUGAAAUGGAAAACAGAAAAACUAGUGAAGCGAGUAACCCUCUUGCUAUAGUUGUGAUCGAGAAUGGCAAAACCUGUGAAGAGGCCACAAAAUCUUUUACUAACACUGAUGGAGGAAACUUUGGUGAUCCCUCUGGCAGCUUACCACCACCAAAGAAGGCCAAGAUGUCUCACUUGGAUUUAUCACAACAAUGCGAUGCUCCAGCUAUGCAGCCAGACGUGGGUAUAUCACAUGGAAUGAACUUGGAACAGCAUGCGGAUAACAUUGGGGGUACUAAUGGUGGUGGUGGGCAACUUGUUUGGACAAAUGCCAUGUCAACCUUUGUGCUUCAGUUCUUGACUAACCUAGUGGCCAGUGGAACUAGACCCUCUCAUGUUUUCAAGCAAGUUCAUCUUAAAAGUUGUGCUCAAGCUUUGAGUGAGCAUUUCAGGGUUCAAGUGAAUGCUGCACAGAUUUCUAACCAUCUUAGGAAAUGGAAGAAAAUGUGGAAAAAGGUUAACAUACUCAAGAGUUUAAGUGGCGCUCUUUGGGAUGCGAACACUUACACCAUUGUGCUUGAUCAUGAGCAUUACACAGCUCACGUUAAGGACCACCAUCAUGAUGCCGACUUCUUGAACACUCCAAUUAAGAACUAUCGUGAGAUGGCGUCAAUCUUUGUCAAAGGCAUGGCUUCAUCCAGGCCAGCUAGGAGUAGCAAUGAGUCUCUUGCUAGAGACGUGCUUGAGAAUGGAAUCGAAAACGAAAACGUGAAUGGAGGGACUGACCUUAUUGCUAAAGGAGUUGAAGGGGCCGCAAUGUCUUUUACUAACACUGAUGAAGGAGACAGCGGUGAUUCCUCUGGCAGUUUGCCACCCCCACCCCGACCAAAGAAGGCCAAGGUAAAAAAUGAUGACAGCCUGCUAUGCACGAUGACCCGUGUUCUCGAUCGCCUAGCAGAAGCCAUAGAGAAGUGCAGUAGGAGAGACACUGAUGUCCCCGACGACCUUUGGGCGAACAUGAAGGGCCUCCCGGGGUUUGAACAGGAGCAUCUUGCCCACUACUAUGCUUAUUUGUGCGAGAAUGCUCACGUUGCCAGGGCAUUCGACAAGCUUAGCGUGCCUCACAAAACGAUCUGGGUUAAUAGGUACAUCAAGAACCACCUCUCGGCCUAGUUGGUACCUACAAUGGUAGGGUUGGGCUAUGGUAAUACUUCUCUUGUAGUUUUUUGUAUGAACCAUGACAUAGAAAUGCGGCUGAUCUUUAUAUGCGUGAUCCUGUACAUGCUAGAAGAUGCCAUGGUUUGGUAUGAUAAUUGGAGUUGGAGGAUGUCACAUGCUGAAUGCCUUGUUAAACUGUUAGAUCAGGCAGGCAUGGCAGGAUGAGCCAGGAAGGCAAAGUAAUUUUAUGUUUGAUGUUUUAA
Aegilops tauschii subsp. strangulata is the source of this 2220-nucleotide messenger RNA. RefSeq lists its product as uncharacterized. NCBI's taxonomy places the organism in Eukaryota, Viridiplantae, Streptophyta, Magnoliopsida, Poales, Poaceae. The record is from RefSeq and is a predicted model, not a curated record.